AUGGGCAUCUUCGACGGUCACAAUGGCAAUGCAACGAGUAUGCUGCUCAGUUUGAUUCUGCCUACCGCGGUCUUGGGCGCGCUUGCGGACCUGUACUCCAAGCAUGCUAGGCUGUCCCAGCCCGUCGACGUCGAUGAUGGGGUAGAACACCAAGUAGGCGCGCCUCUGGAGCCCUCGGGGCCGGUCCAUCCGCCAGCCGAGGAGAUUGACCAGACCAUCAAGGAAGCCUUCCUCCGCGUCGACGAUGACAUCGUGCACUGGGCAGCGGAACGCGCUCUGUUAGGUCCUCCGGACGGCCGCGCACAAGACUUGCUCGCUCCUGCCCUCUCCGGCUCAUGCGCGCUGCUUGGCUUCCUCGACACCGACUCCCGCGAGCUGCACAUGGCGCUCACCGGCGACUCCCGCGCCGUCCUCGGCCGCCCCGUCGUCGACGCCUCCGGCAAACGGCGCUGGAAAGUCCUCGAGCUCACGCAGGACCAAAACGCGCACAACGAGCGCGAGAUGGCGCGCAUGGAGGGCGAGCACCCAGGGGAGACCAUCGGCGCGAACGGGCGCGUCAUGGGGUGGGGCAUGGCCCGCGCCUUCGGCGACGCCGCGUACAAGUGGUCGCGCGCGCUGCAGAAGCGGCUCUUCGAGGACUACCUGUGCGACUACCCGCGACCGAACGUGAAGACGCCGCCGUACUUCACGGCGGAGCCGGAGAUCACGACGACGCAUGUGCAGUCUGGCGAUGUGCUGGUCAUGGCGAGCGAUGGAUUGUGGGACUGUCUGACGAACGAGGAGGUGGUAGGGCUGGUGGGUGUGUGGCUGGAGAAGCACAGCGAGAGCGAGGUGCAUCAUCCUCAGCACGAGAUUGUGUCUUCGGCGCACGAAUCGACCAAAAAGGACGUGAUUGAGAGGGAUGACCUACCUGUCGUCGAGAUGAAGCCCGACCACACGAAGAUGUAUCCGUGGUGGCACGCGCAGAAACGCUUUAUCAAUGUGGAUGACACGGUGACUGCACAUCUCGCGCGCAAUGCCUUGGGUGGCGUGAAUGUCAACCUCACAUCCGCUCUUCUUCAUAUAGCGCCACCACGUACAAGGAGAUAUAGGGAUGAUAUAUCCAUAAUAGUGGUACUCUUUUGA
Schizophyllum commune H4-8 is the source of this 1125-nucleotide messenger RNA. RefSeq names its product protein serine/threonine phosphatase 2C. Gene Ontology annotation, molecular function: protein serine/threonine phosphatase activity. NCBI's taxonomy places the organism in Eukaryota, Fungi, Basidiomycota, Agaricomycetes, Agaricales, Schizophyllaceae. Gene Ontology annotation, biological process: protein dephosphorylation. The transcript has 2 exons. Bases 1 to 1125 code for a protein of 374 amino acids. The record is from RefSeq and is a predicted model, not a curated record.